GGGCAAUAAAGUUCAUACUUUUUUUCUAUUUAUAAAACUGAGAAAGAAGAUAGACGUAAUUAUCAUCAACGAUAAUAAGCAUCAUCAUCAUCACCAUAAGCAUUACAGAAACAGCUAAAUAGAUUCAUAUUUUUAUUAAAAUGAAUCGACUUUUGUAGUUGUUGAUUUGAUCUCUUGUGGGUUUCUACCUUUUUCUUUCCCUCGUAUGUUUUUUAUUUCUUUUUUCAACAAGGACAGAUCGAAGAAAGUAUCUGAGUGAGAGAGAGAGAGAUAGAUCAAGCAAAUUUUAGAGAAUGGGAUCGUCUUCAGGGCAAAGUGGAUACGAUCUGUCGUUUAAGAUAUUGUUGAUAGGAGAUUCGGGUGUUGGUAAAAGCAGUUUGCUUGUCAGUUUUAUCUCCAACACCGUUGAAGAUCUUGCUCCUACCAUCGGUGUCGAUUUCAAGAUCAAACAAUUGACAGUAGGAGACAAAAGACUCAAACUCACAAUCUGGGACACAGCUGGACAGGAACGGUUUAGAACACUGACUAGCUCUUACUACAGAGGUGCCCAAGGAAUCAUUCUCGUUUAUGAUGUGACGAGAAGAGAGACAUUUACAAACUUAGUAGAUGUAUGGACUAAGGAGAUUGAGCUUAAUUCCACUAAUCAAGAUUGCGUUACGAUGCUUGUUGGGAACAAAGUCGAUAGAGAAUCUGAGAGAGGAGUUAGCAGAGAAGAAGGGAUUGCGCUAGCCAAAGAGCUCAAGUGUAUGUUUCUUGAGUGUAGUGCUACAACUCGAAAAAAUGUAGAGCAGUGUUUCGAGGAGCUGGCUUUGAAGAUAAUGGAGAUACCUAGUCUUUUGGAAGAAGGAUCAAGUGCUGUGAAGAAAAACAUCUUGAAGCAAAACUCAGAUCACCAGACUACUCCUCAAGCAGGCUGUUGCAGGUCUUGAGGCGAGUCUGUCCUGAUUCCUUUCUCUGACUUUGCUUCGUUUGCGAUAAUGAUAGUUUCUCUGUGAAUUUGUGGGAUUUCCACUGCUCUUCUUUUGCUUCUGGAGUGAGAUUUGUAAUAACUAAUAGAGUGAAUCACCCUAUCCAGUCCUUUUUUCAAAUAACUAGCUGUUAUGGUGGCUCAAACUUAUAUUCGAUUAGAGAACACCUUUCAGUUGUGAAGAAGAUGAUCCUUAUUUGAACAGUUAACUUUUAUAAAUUCAAAGCCUAUACAUUGUUUUAAAGCAAUACUAGUGCUUGACACCCCCUCGGGCGAGCGGGUGUGUACUUUUACUAAUUUAUAUUUU
Molecule: messenger RNA, 1274 nt
Organism: Eruca vesicaria subsp. sativa (arugula)
Lineage: Eukaryota; Viridiplantae; Streptophyta; Magnoliopsida; Brassicales; Brassicaceae
Source: the annotation of a GenBank genome assembly